UUCAAAAGACAGCUCGACCACCUCUUGUCGUCCAAUCACGGCAUUGAGCGCCUUCCAUUUUCAACCGCAGCCGGAUCGCGAUCAUCCGCGAAUCCAGCGCCCAGGCCCUUGUGCGCGACGCAUCUCCACGAUUUCAAGGUCCGCAACAACAUGAGCGACUCCGAAAGGCCAGCCGCGAAGCGGUCGCGAUUCGACCAGACCGAACCUGAGCCUGCUCGUCGAUCACGAUUCGACCGCAGAUCCCGCUCGCCGCCGGCGCGCAAGGCUGAUUCCAACCGCGAUCGCAGCCCGCUCAGCAGAGAUGCCACGGGCACGCCGGAAGGCGGUGCUCCUGCCAAGAGCCCCCUAGACCCGGCGGCGGCGGCUGCUGCGGCAGCAGCGAAGAUCAACGCGCAGCUUCAGGCCAAGAAGGGCCCUCAGCACUCUGACGCGGCGCAGGCUCGCGUCGGCGGUGCUCAGAGUGCCGGCGCGGGCGGCGGCCUGAACACCGAGGUCUACAUCGCCGAGGGCGACUACAUCAAGGACAUUGAGGUCAAUGACCUGCGCAACCGAUACCUGCUCACCAAGGGCUCGACCCAGAAGAUGAUUGCUGAUGAGACUGGAGCUGAUGUUACAACUCGAGGCAACUAUUACCCGGACAAGAGCAUGGCGACACCCUCGGCCCCGCCGUUAUACCUGCACGUCACCAGUACGACCAAGGAAGGCCUGGAAAAGGCUGUUGCGAAGAUUGAGGAGCUCAUGAAGCAGGAGCUGCCUACCCUUGUUGACGAACGACGGUUUCGCCGACGUGACCAGGAGCCCCAAGUCGAGCGCGACGAGCUCGGCAGGCGCAAAUGGCCCGAGGCCAAGAUUCCAAUCGAUCUCGAGCCAGUACCGGGUUUCAACUUGCGUGCUCAAGUGGUCGGGCACGGUGGUUCUUACGUCAAACAUAUCCAGCAAGAGACGGGCUGUCGUGUCCAGAUCAAAGGCCGAGGCUCUGGCUUCAUCGAGACUGCCACCAACCGCGAAAGCGAGGAGGAUAUGUUCCUUCACGUCGCCGGACCUGAUGCCGGCAUGGUCGAGAAGGCGAAGGAACUGUGCGAGGAUCUUCUUGCCAACGUCAAAGAGCAGUAUGAGGAGUUUAAGGCUCGCCCCCCUCGCCAGCACUACGGCGAUCGUGGCGGCUACCGGGACCGUGGCCCAGGAGAACACAGGGACCAUCGUGAUAACCGCGACAACCGUGACCAUGGCGGUUACGGCGGCGGCGGCGGCUACAGAGACCGAGGGCAUGGUGACAAUUAUGGCGACCGGUCGCACGGUGGGCACAAUGACAGGUCUCGCGAGCAGUCCGGGUCGUAUGGAGGUUAUGGCGGUUACAGUAAUUCGCCAAACCCUGCUGCCGCGAGCGCCUCUCCGGCUUCCGGUGCUGCCGCGACCCCAUCCGCAACCGAUUAUGCUGCGCAGUACGCUCAGUACUAUGGAGGCCAGGAUCCCUAUGCCGCUUACGGUGGUUACCAGGCGUACAUGCAGUACUACCAGCAGUACUACGCUGCCGCGCAAGCAGCCCAGCAAGGCUCACCAGCUCCGCCUCCGCCUCCCGGCGCAUCAACCUCGCCGCCACCGCCGCCUCCUUCUGAAGCUCCUCCGCCUCCGCCUCCGCCAUCUGGCGGUCCGCCUGGUGCUGGAGCUUAUGGCAACGUGCCCCCACCGCCUGGACUAUAGAGUGCCCAUUUAGAGUGUGUCCACAGUGCAUUGGUCUGAAAGGUCAAGCUCAGUAUAAUGGGAAGCUCAGCUUUGCCCGAGGUGUUGCGAGCACUCUGAUUUGCUUGCAGAUAUAAUUUGUGUCCACAAAAUCGUGGUCGAUAAUGUAUUCCACUGACGUUUAGACGCCUAUAUGAAAGAGGUACCGAUAUCUGAUUGCCCCUUCACUGGCUCCUUGUGCGCAUAGCUUGCUCGACCCAUGAUGCAGAGACGCUUGAUGUGAGAUGACACGCUCCUCAGUUGUACAGCAAUGUCUAAUGACCGAUGGAACAGAGCAAUGCC
Molecule: messenger RNA, 2022 nt
Organism: Microdochium trichocladiopsis
Lineage: Eukaryota; Fungi; Ascomycota; Sordariomycetes; Xylariales; Microdochiaceae
Exons: 6
Coding region: 151-1701 (516 amino acids)
Cellular component (GO): nucleus
Molecular function (GO): RNA binding
Source: RefSeq, a predicted model, not a curated record